This is a messenger RNA of Trichosurus vulpecula (common brushtail), 3729 nucleotides long. It is a transcript of the gene INSRR, whose product is annotated as insulin receptor related receptor. The transcript is spliced from 15 exons. Gene Ontology annotation, cellular component: membrane; insulin receptor complex; axon. Gene Ontology annotation, molecular function: insulin receptor activity; insulin receptor substrate binding; ATP binding. The record is from RefSeq and is a predicted model, not a curated record. Bases 1 to 2421 code for a protein of 806 amino acids. Gene Ontology annotation, biological process: positive regulation of phosphatidylinositol 3-kinase/protein kinase B signal transduction; glucose homeostasis; positive regulation of kinase activity. NCBI's taxonomy places the organism in Eukaryota, Metazoa, Chordata, Mammalia, Diprotodontia, Phalangeridae.
AUGGAGGGGAGGAAUCUUCAGACUCCAAGGAGUCUGUGGAUAUCCCCCAUCUCCUGGUGGGGGGUGUACAGCCCAUUCCAGAAUGCCACGGAGCACAUGGGGCCAGAUGCUUGUGGGGCCCCCAACUGGAACCUGCUGGAUGUGGAACUGCCCCUGAGCAGAACCCAGGAACCAGGAGUGACCCUUGCCCCCCUCAAGCCCUGGACCCAGUAUGCUGUCUUUGUAAGGGCUAUCACCCUGAGCAUGGCGGAGGACAGCCCUCAUCAGGGUGCCCAGAGCCCUAUCAUCUACCUCCGAACCCUGCCUGCAGCCCCAACAGUGCCCCUGGACGUCAUCUCUAAGUCCAACUCUUCCUCCCACCUGUUGGUGCGCUGGAAGCCGCCCACGCAGCGGAACGGGAAUCUCACUUACUAUCUGGUGCUGUGGCAGCGGCUGGCGGAGGACGCAGAUCUGUACCUCAAUGAUUACUGCCAGCGUGGCCUGCGACUACCCAGCAGCAGCACUGACGCCCGCUUCGACCAGGAGGAAGGAGAGCCCCUCGCGGAGGCCGAGCCGGGCUGUUGCCCCUGCCAGAGUCCAUCCCCCGAGCAGUCCCAGCAGCCGGCCCUGGAGACCCAUGAGGCCUCCUUCCAGAAGAAGUUUGAGAACUUUCUGCACAAUGCUAUCACGCUUCCCAGAUCCCCCUGGAAGGUAACUUCUAUCAACAAGAACCCCCAGAGGGACCCAGGCCGCUACCGGCGGGCUGCAAGGGCCCCUGGGGGAGGGGGAAAUAGCUCAGACAUUGGGAUCCAGGACAAGGUACCUCGAGAGCGGGUGGUGCUGAGCGGCCUGCGCCAUUUCACUGAGUACCGCAUCGACAUCCACGCCUGCAACCAUGCAGCCCACACAGUGGGCUGCAGUGCUGCCACCUUCGUCUUUGCCCGCACCAUGCCCCAUCGUGAGGCAGACAGCAUUCCUGGGAAGGUGGCUUGGAAGCCAUCCAGUAAAAGCAGUGUCCUCUUGCACUGGCCUGAGCCCCCAGACCCUAAUGGGCUCAUUCUCAAGUAUGAAAUCAAGUACAAGCGCCUAGGUGAGGAGGCCACUGUGCUGUGUGUGUCCCGCCUCCGUUAUGCCAAGUUUGGGGGAGUCCACCUGGCCCUGCUUCCCCCAGGCAACUACACAGCCCGAGUCCGAGCCACCUCACUGGCUGGAAAUGGCUCCUGGACCGAUGGCCUGGCAUUCUACAUCCCUGGCCCUGAGGAGGAGGAGUCAGGAGGGUUGCAUGUUCUCCUCACUGUCACCCCUGUGGGGCUCCUGUUGCUCAUUGUUCUGGCUGCCCUUGGCUUCUUCUACAGCAGGAAGAGGAACAGUGGCGGUUACCCCAAUGGGACCCUCUAUGCUUCUGUCAACCCUGAAUACUUCAGCACUUCAGACAUGUAUAUUCCAGAUGAAUGGGAAGUGCCUCGAGAACAGAUUUCCGUGAUCCGGGAGCUGGGCCAGGGCUCUUUUGGGAUGGUGUACGAGGGGCUGGCACAGGGGCUUGAGGCAGGGGAGGCCCCCACAUCGGUGGCUCUAAAGACCGUGAAUGAGCUGGCCAGUCUUCGGGAGCGGAUUGAAUUCCUCAAGGAGGCCUCUGUCAUGAAAGCUUUCAAAUGUCAUCAUGUGGUGCGGCUUCUGGGGGUAGUGUCACAAGGACAACCAGUUCUAGUCAUCAUGGAGCUCAUGACCCGAGGGGACCUCAAAAGCCAUCUCCGGUCCCUGAGGCCUGAGGCUGAGAACAACCCAGGACUCCCUAGACCAGAGCUGGGUGACAUGAUCCAGAUGGCAGGUGAGAUCGCUGAUGGCAUGGCCUACCUCACUGCCAACAAGUUUGUGCACCGAGACCUGGCUGCCCGAAACUGCAUGGUGUCCCAAGACUUCACAGUCAAGAUUGGGGACUUUGGGAUGACUCGGGAUGUGUAUGAGACAGAUUAUUACCGCAAAGGAGGAAAGGGGCUGCUACCUGUUCGUUGGAUGGCUCCUGAAUCCUUAAAAGAUGGAAUCUUCAGCACUCACUCGGAUGUCUGGUCAUUUGGUGUGGUGUUAUGGGAGAUUGUGACACUGGCAGAGCAGCCUUACCAGGGCCUGUCCAACGAGCAGGUACUCAGGUUUGUCAUGGACAACGGCAUCCUGGAUGAGCCUGAGGGCUGCCCUCCCCAGCUACAGGAGCUGAUGAGUCGCUGCUGGCAACAGAACCCCCGCCAGCGCCCGACCUUCAUCCAGAUUCUGGACAGCAUCAAGGAUGAGCUGCGCCCAUCCUUUCGUCUCCUCUCUUUCUACUAUAGCCCUGAAAGCCGAGGGGGCAGGGGCUCCUUGGCACCCCCUGACACAGAUCCUGACACCCACCCAUCACCUGAGAUCCCCCCAGACUGCAGCCCUCCUAAUGGAAGCCUAGGACACUGAGGAGUUCCCUUUCCCCUGGAGCAUGUGGGAUCCCUGGAUAGCGGGACACUGUUGACAUCACAAGGCACUGAGAGAGAAAACACAAGGUCCCUAGAUGAGGGCAUAUCUGAUGUUGACUACAUGCCCACCCCAACACACAUACACACUGAUUCACAAGGUGGUGGGGGAAGAUGGUGAGAUGGGAUGGGUUCUCUCCUGUCCUUCUGGGACCCAUGGACUGGGGCCAGAUAAGGUGCCCCUGACCUGAGACUCCAUGGGAAACUGAGAAAGGGGGCCUAUACAAUGGAAGGAUGGAGGUAGCCCUGACAACUGGUGAGGUACAAGACUUUCACGAGCACAGGGAGGGAGAAAUGGAAAAUAUACCCAUCAGGCAUUCCAGAUUCAGACAGCAUGGGGAUCUAACCUUUGUUGUGAUAUAUAUGCUAAAGGGGUCUACACAUGGGGUCUUUUGAGAAAAGAGCAGCAACCACACACACCUCUCAACACCAUUUUCUGAUACCUAAGCAUUUUAAAGCACUUUGCAUAAACUUGGGUUGGGGGAGGAGGUCCCCAAAAUAUAAGGAAUCAGAAACCCCAAAUCUUGCCCUUCUCUGGCUCAUCUUCCUCAGGAUGACACCCUUCAGAAGGCCUUUCUCUCUGGCCUACCCUGGCAAAGGAUGCAGGGGUGGGGAACCUACAGCCUCGAGGCCACAUGUGGCCCUCUAGGUCUUCAAGUGUGGCCCUUUGAAUCCAAACUUCACAGAACUAAUCCCCUUAAAAGAUCUGUAAAACUUGAGACUCAGUCAAAAGGCCACCCCCAUGGAGCUAGAAGACACAUGUGGCCUUGAGGCUGCAGGUUCCCUACCCCUGGACAGGGCUUCAUUUUGAACAAUGGGGGAAAGAAAGCAUUGGGACGCGUAUUUGCUCCCAACUGUCAUCCCCAGUUCCCUAUCUCUUCCUCUCCCCUUCCCCACCCUCUUAUCCACAAAAAAUGUCCAGUACAUUUCUGGGGAGGUGUUAAGAUGCCUUCUUUAUCUCUGCCUUUCUGUGGGAUGAUUUUCAAUAGGCUUACCUCCACUUUGGACUCAGCCACCUCUCUUAUUUGAUCUAGCCCUACCCCAGGAUCCCUCAGCUUGGUGCUGUUCCCUAAUUCCCCUGGGGGGCAUUCCUUGGUGCUGACUUUCUUCUCCUCACUUCCAUUUUCUUCUCACCCCCUUUUCAAGUCCCUGGGUUUAUUUCUUAAAGAUUUUAAAGUAUCACCUUCAUUCUUUACCCACUCCACCUUAAGUGUGGAUGCUGGAGAUGCAAUAAAAUUCCUAUCUGUUUGUA